AUGAUCUCCCAGUUCUUCAUUCUUUCCUCCAAAGGGGACCCGCUCAUCUACAAGGAUUUCCGCGGGGACAGUGGUGGUCGGGAUGUGGCCGAGCUCUUCUACCGGAAGCUGACGGGACUGCCCGGAGAUGAGUCCCCGGUUGUCAUGGUAACCAGUGGCGGGGAGUGGGGGAUGCGCCUGGCGGGCAGGGGGCGGCACCACGAUGACCGUCAUUUUAUUCACAUCAGACACAGCGGCCUCUAUUUGGUGGCCACGACUUCAGAGAACAUUUCUCCCUUCAGCCUCCUAGAGCUGCUCUCCCGGUUGGCCACUCUCCUGGGCGAUUACUGUGGCUCCUUGGGCGAGGGGACCAUCUCCCGCAACGUGGCUCUUGUCUAUGAGCUCCUGGAUGAAGUGCUGGACUAUGGCUACGUGCAGACCACAUCCACAGAGAUGCUGAGAAACUUCAUCCAGACAGAGGCUGUGGUCAGCAAGCCCUUCAGUCUCUUUGACCUCAGCAGUGUUGGCUUGUUUGGGGCUGAGACGCAGCAGAGCAAAGUGGCCCCCAGCAGUGCAGCCAGCCGCCCUGUCCUGUCCAGCCGCUCUGACCAGAGCCAAAAGAAUGAAGUGUUUUUGGAUGUGGUCGAGAGGCUGUCUGUACUGAUAGCAUCUAACGGCUCGCUGCUGAAGGUAGACGUGCAGGGAGAGAUCCGGCUCAAGAGCUUUCUUCCCAGUGGCUCUGAGAUGCGCAUUGGCCUGACAGAAGAGUUUUGUGUGGGGAAGUCAGAACUGAGAGGUUACGGCCCAGGAAUCCGGGUGGAUGAGGUCUCAUUUCACAGCUCAGUGCUCCUUGAGGAGUUUGAGUCUCAUCGAAUCCUCCGCUUGCAGCCCCCUCAGGGCGAGCUGACUGUGAUGCGGUACCAACUCUCAGACGACCUCCCCUCCCCACUCCCCUUCCGGCUCUUUCCCUCUGUGCAGUGGGACCGAGGCUCAGGCAGGCUCCAGGUUUACCUGAAGUUACGAUGCGACCUGCCCCCGAAGAGCCAAGCUCUCAACGUCAGGCUGCACCUUCCCCUGCCGCGAGGGGUGAUUAGCCUGUCUCAGGAGCUGAGCGGCCCUGAACAGAAGGCAGAGCUCGGGGACGGAGCCCUCCACUGGGACCUGCCUCGGGUGCAAGGCGGCUCCCAGCUGUCAGGCCUUUUCCAGAUGGAUGUUCCAGGUCUCCCUGGGCCUUCUGGCCAAGGACCCUCCACCACGGCCCCUCCGCUGGGGCUGGGCCCCGCCAGCCUCUCUUUUGAACUUCCCCGGCACACGUGCUCUGGCCUCCAGGUACGCUUCCUCAGGCUGGCGUUCAGACCCUGCGGCAAUGCCAACCCCCACAAGUGGGUGCGACAUCUGAGCCACAGUGAUGCCUACGUCAUUCGGAUCUGA
This is a messenger RNA of Puma concolor (puma), 1410 nucleotides long. Lineage: Eukaryota; Metazoa; Chordata; Mammalia; Carnivora; Felidae. The record is from RefSeq and is a predicted model, not a curated record.